GGUAUUUGAUUGUCGAAAUUGUGAAUCCCUCAUUCGUCAUCAUAUUUUCAUUGUGUGCGUCAAAAAAGGGGGGAGGGGGCUGAGGAGAGGAGAAGAGGUCUAUACUAUUUGAUGUCGUCGAAUACCAGUUUGGGUAGCCCCAGGGAUACAUCCAAGGCGACUCUAGGUAAACCUAAAGCUCCAUUCAGAGAGGUGAAUGACCCUUUGGUGCCAGUUCCUAUAGAAGACAUUUCAGCCGAUGAGAACACUACCGACAGGGGUGGGCAGUCAAGCAGAGGAAGUAAAAGACUUACCACCAGUGAGGAAUGCAUGCCGACAUUGACUACAGGGCAUGAUUUUAUGGCAUCUCUUUUCAACAGCGAUCCGCGAGCAGCCUUUGACGCGCUCCACGUCAACGCUCUUCUUGUGCUGGAGGCAACAGAGGGUCUCCCAAGCUCAAGAUUGAUAGGCCCGCAGUGGUACCUCCCACCGGCUCACCUUUUGGCCUCUAACACUGCCGAGGGGGGGGAGGUCUUCGAGGUACCAAGACUGCAUACGCCCAUCACGGAGAGGCCGGCUAUCGAGCUAGAUAUUAUGAAGAUAGAACGUGUGUUGAGGGCACAGUCGAGUGAAAAACUGGAACGGGUCAUGCCGAUGGAACUCUAUGCUACUCUUAAAAAGUAUUAUAGAGCUCGUAAUGUGGGGAAGCGGCAUAGAGAUUGA
Messenger RNA from Phytomonas sp. EM1, 702 nucleotides. The record is from the annotation of a GenBank genome assembly. Lineage: Eukaryota; Euglenozoa; Kinetoplastea; Trypanosomatida; Trypanosomatidae.